Austrofundulus limnaeus is the source of this 3485-nucleotide messenger RNA. RefSeq names its product protein FAM72A. The record is from RefSeq and is a predicted model, not a curated record. The coding region runs from base 398 to 847 and encodes 149 amino acids. NCBI's taxonomy places the organism in Eukaryota, Metazoa, Chordata, Actinopteri, Cyprinodontiformes, Rivulidae. The transcript is spliced from 4 exons. Gene Ontology annotation, cellular component: cytosol.
UGUAAACAAAGCUGACAGCUAUUUGGCUAGCUGUUAACUACACCUGAAUCGAAUUAGCCGCGUAAGAGAAGCUAAAUGGUUUAUUUCUCAGUAAUACAGCAAACAAACUGUAACGUAGGGAUCGCCUUGUGGUUGUUCCGUGCAUUUGUAUAGUUAGGUUCACGUUAAUUGUCUCCCGUUUCGACGCUACGAGGGUAGAAAAAAGCUAACACAAGGACGUUAAAGCAGUCAUUGUCCUCAGCUGAGUAAACAAAAACCGUGCAUUAGUCAAACUGUACGAACACUGAGCAACAUAGGUACGCGUUAAUAGUUUUUUUUAUUAUUAUUACUUAUUGGACAGAAAGACCGAGAGGGUUCGUUUUGUUGUUGUUGUUUUAUAUUUAGCAAAACAACAACAAUGUCAACAUCUAACGCCAAUUUUAAGAACAAGUGUGUGACCCAGGUGAACUGCAUCUUCUGUGAGAGUCUGCUCUGCACCAGAGGCAUGAAAGCAGUGCUGCUAGCAGACACCGAAGUGGAGCUGUUUUCCACGGAUAUACCUCCAAACAGAACKGUGGACUUUGUGGCCAGCUGCUACUCUACUGAAAGCUGUAAAUGCAAACUGAGAGACAUUGCAUGUCUCAAAUGCGGCAACGUUGUUGGCUAUCAUGUGGUAGCCCCCUGUAAACCCUGCCUGCUCUCGUGUAACAACGGCCAUUUCUGGAUGUUCAAUAGUGACGCUGUAUCUACUCUCAAUAGACUGGAUGCGACAGGUCUGAAUCUGCUUCUGUGGGGAGAUCUUCCAGAGCUGGAGGACAGUGAGAAUGAAGAAUCAGAAAGCCCCUCAGAGGAAGAGUGUAUUAGGUAAAGAGAGAAAACACAAGAGGAUGUGGUURCUAGAAGAGUAUACAAACCAGGUGGGGGUGAGACAGGAAAAUGUGUGUUAAAGGGUAAUUUAACACUGAAUCACAUAAAGCAGAUAAGCUCUGCUGUGAUCCGUUAGCCCCGCCCCCAAACAGWGAUGUCACGGCAGGUGUUUUUGCUCCAGCAGACGACACGCACCACCUGCCGYGACAUCAUUUAUCAAAGAGUGGCUUUUCGUGUUGAAUUACCCUUUAACAUGAGACCAAUGCCUUUCUCCUUUUGUUUUUCCRCUGUUAAAGCACAGACACACAGUUUUCAACUUUUCGCUUCAACAUUUAGCUGAAGAUGGCAAACGUCUAGAUUUCCUAAAAUAACGUUAGCUYACAUCUUCGAUCCGCCUCAAGAGAAGUGUGUUAUAAAAACCAGUGGAACUUAUCUGUGAAUGCUGUGCUUACUCAAGCUGUUUAUGUUAAAUUAUUAUUUUUUUUGGAGAUUGCUUCAAUUCACCUAUUUUUAUUUUGAUUUGUUAUCUGUACRCUGAAUAUGCUGUUAUAAGAAAACUCCAAUUCUGAGUUGUACUCGCGACGUGGCCUGGUGCUGAAUGAAACCUAGAGUGCUUUUUUAUUUUUAAACUCUCACAUACUAGAGUAAUGGCACAAUUGUUAACUAAUGUACACAUUUCUUGCUUUUUAAAGGGCRUAUUUAAUUCAAGGUACCUUUACAAUUUAUCAGUGAAAGAUGUGGAUACGCUAACACAGUUUCUUUGUGUUUGCUUUUACACUUGUGAUGACAGUGGUACUAGUUUAACACCCAGAUUUUGUACUAAUAUAUAUACUAACUAGUGAUAACCAGCUGCUGUGUUUCAAAAGGUCCAGAUGUCACAGAAAGAUCACUGAUCGAACAUAAACCUCCAUAUUGUGUUAUAAUACUGUUUGGUUUUAUGUAUCAGCGUAMCUGUAGCACCUGAGGUGGCAAAAAGGAACUCCAAAGAAUCGUUUUUAUUUAUUUUUUUGUAUAAAUUGGCCACCUUAUUAAAAACGGUUAUAUUUGUGGGGGUGCACCAAUGCCACCUUUUUUUGCAGGGGGCUCAGAAGACAAGUACUUACAAUAUCAAGCACUGAUACAAGUAUUAAUAAAUACCAAUAUACUGUUUGAGUAGUAGAACUUCUAAAUUUGUUAAUGUAUUAAAAUACAUUUUUUCCAAUGCCACCUUUAAAACAAUGUCCGUCACAUUUAAUUACAUGAUAAGUGAAAUAAUUUACCCAUAAGGCAGCUGUUAAGUGUUAAUCAGUGACCCGUGGUGAAAGAUUCUGAUAAGCACAGUUAGUUUUGGACCAGGUCCAGUCUGCACCUUUUGCUCCCCUCUCCUCAGAAAGCUGUAGCUUGAUGAUGGCCCCUGGCCCGGAUCCUUGCUAAUUCACCGGGAAGCUGCCGGAGUGCUCACCGGCCCGACUUCCUCGGGUCGAUAACUCCUUUGCCGCUUUUUAACAAUGUCCUUUUUCACCUCGACGAUAACGAUGAUGAUGAUGAAGGCCUUCGUUCUCUUGCCAGGAAUCUUCAUCUCAGAUCUGUGUUUUCUCAGUGCCCCUCUUCUGCUCCAUCGUUCCCUUAAAUACCUCGACACAGAUCAUUUUUCUGGUGCUGUUUAUUAGCGAUGGCUUUACCAGCCACCUGCUAGUGAGGAGCGUGGAUCAGGACAGCUARCUCACUCGGUUAACGUUGCUCCUGGUGCAUCCCUGCUCGGUUUAUAGGACAUUUCACAUUUUUUCAGGAAACAGGUUGCGAGGGUAAAGACGGAGCGGACAGCUGACUUGAAAGCUUGUUUUUACCUCAGUAAAGCUGUGAGCUGACAGGCGAACCACAGUUAAGCUSUUACUCAGCUCCCUGACAAACUCCCCUCGGUUAAGACGGGAUGAACCUCGAAGUGUUUAAAACUUUGUGGCAGUGCUGCUCUUGAGCCCCCGCUGUUGUUUCAAUGUAAAUAUGACAAUCUUGUCUUAAAGUAAGCACCUCUGAGUGGAUGAAACUGUCGGCAAAUCCCAUAAAGGAAGCAAACGUUGAAUGUUACACUUGUUUUUCCCCCUGAACGCAGAAAAGAAAUGAUAUUUAUUUUGCUAUGUUAAUUGGCCCCUGUGUUUAUCUAUGCUGCAGUCUAUAAUUGUAGGAAAACAAAUAUUGAGAAGGAAACUUUUUAUUUUUUCACAACUGACAGUCUGUUAUAGACCAAAUCCUGUGUGAUGAAAAACAUCACAACAGCCUGAUAUUUAUUAAAUACACAAACCAAAUAACUGUAACCUUAUUUUUUAACAUACUUUGUUUACAAAAUCUUUGAUUUGUCUUGUUCCAGUAUCUGUUUUUUUAUUUAAUAUUUCAUCUUUUAGUGCUUUGUUUUUGUAUGUUAAGAGUUUGAUGUGUACAGGUUUACCUCAUGAUGGUAUUGAAUCUGAGUUUCCUCUGGCUAGGAUGAUUGUGAAGUGAUAAUCAUGACUAUUUAAAUGACUUGUUUCUGAUGYGAAUAACUUGGAUUAACAUGCCCUGCUGAUGAUGUAUCUUUUGGAAUUGCACUGAAACUGCUAUGGUAGUUUAAAAAAAGAUUUGUUUUUUGAAUGCUUGUUAAGUUAAUAAACUUUGUUUUUCAAAAA